Bubalus bubalis (water buffalo) is the source of this 1441-nucleotide messenger RNA. RefSeq names its product secreted phosphoprotein 1 (gene SPP1). Lineage: Eukaryota; Metazoa; Chordata; Mammalia; Artiodactyla; Bovidae. The transcript is spliced from 7 exons. Gene Ontology annotation, molecular function: extracellular matrix binding. The record is from RefSeq and is a predicted model, not a curated record. Bases 171 to 1013 code for a protein of 280 amino acids. Gene Ontology annotation, biological process: positive regulation of bone resorption; osteoblast differentiation; cell adhesion.
UCUCCGCCCCCUGUGUAGGUGGAGAGCAUCUGGAGCAGCCUUUAAAUUCUGGGAGAUCCUGGUUGUCAGCAGCAGGGAGAGCAGGCCAGGAGGGCAGCACUGAGCCCUGCAUCAGCAUCACAGGGCACUGGACUCUUCUCGCCGCCGCAGACCAAGGAAAAAUCAUUACCAUGAGAAUUGCAGUGAUUUGCUUCUGCCUCUUGGGCAUUGCCUCCGCCCUUCCAGUUAAACCGACCAGUUCUGGCAGCUCUGAGGAAAAGCAGCUUAACAACAAAUACCCAGAUGCUGUAGCCACAUGGCUAAAGCCUGACCCAUCUCAGAAGCAGACUUUCCUAGCACCACAGAAUUCUGUGUCCUCUGAGGAAACUGAUGACAACAAACAAAAUACCCUCCCAAGUAAGUCCAAUGAAAGCCCUGAGCAAACAGACGAUCUAGAUGACGACGAUGAUGAUAACAGCCAGGACGUCAACUCUAAUGACUCCGACGACGCUGAUACCACUGACGACCCUGACCAUUCCGAUGAGUCUCACCAUUCUGAUGAAUCUGAUGAAGCUGAUUUUCCCACUGACAUUCCAACAAUCGCAGUUUUCACUCCAUUUAUCCCUACGGAAAGCACAAAUGAUGGCCGAGGUGAUAGUGUGGCUUACGGACUGAAGUCAAGAUCUAAGAAGUUCCGCCGAUCUAACGUUCAGAGUCCAGAUGCCACAGAGGAGGAUUUCACAUCACACAUAGAGAGUGAGGAGAUGCAUGACGCACCUAAGAAGACGAGUCAGCUGACUGACCACAGCAAGGAAACCAACAGUAGAGAGCUUUCCAAAGAACUCACGCCAAAGGCCAAGGAUAAGAACAACAAGCAUUCCAAUCUGAUUGAGAGUCAGGAAAAUUCCAAGCUCAGCCAAGAAUUCCAUAGCCUUGAAGACAAGCUAGACCUAGAUCAUAAGAGUGAAGAAGACAAACACCUGAAAAUUCGCAUUUCUCAUGAAUUAGAUAGUCCCUCUUCUGAGGUCAAUUGAAAGGAGAAAAUACAAUUUCUUACUUUGCUUUUAGUAAAAAGAAAAGGAUACGUUAAAGCAGGGUGGGAGACAAUAUGAAAUGCAUAUUUCUCAGCUUAGUUGGUGAAUGUAUAUGUGUGUAGAUCUGGAAACAGAUCAUGUUUUUGAUCAUUAGUUUAAUGUGUGGCUUCAUGGUAACACCCUUAUAAACUAAAAGCUUCUGGGUUUAGUCUAUGUUCUUUCCACUUACAAAAUGCAAACCAUCACAGCAUUUUAAUGUUUGCUACCCUUUUAGGAAUAGAAAUUCAUGUAGAAGCAAACAAAAUACUGUUACACACUUUUAAGAAAGAAUAUAAAAUUUCAUGUCACUAUGAUCUUUUGUUUUUUAAAUUAGUAUAUAUUUUGUUGUGAUUAUUUUUUUCUGUUGUGAAUAAAUCUUUUAUCUUGAA